UAAACCCUGCGUCCAUCCACUCUCCCUCAGCUGCCAACCUCACGCCGUCACGCCAACUACCGAUUGUCUUUUCUUCUCUCUUUCUUCUUUGUUCUUCGAUUCAACCAUGGCUUAAUUGUUGGAAUCAGCUCGAUUUUGGUUUCAAUCCUGCCAAAUCCGACGUAUUUUGGACGGAAAAUCUUGAAUCUCUACCUCGCAGCGGGAAGCGCACCUCCGUCUCCUUCUCGAAAGCGAGGCCUUCUCCACCAAAUAAAACCCAAGUUUGUUUUGUCGGCCGCUCGUAUUCCGUAGGUGGUGUUGUAAUAGCAGGAAUCAUCAUGUCGCUUUUUAAACUUUCAAGGAAUGGAGUUCGGAUGAUGAAAGAGCUCUUCGUAGGGCAGUCUUUACUGGUGGCUAAAGCAAGUUGCAUUCGGGGGCCCUUUUUCCAAUACUGGCGACCUCUGCCACAAGCACAAGUUCAGGUGCUUCAAGGUUUGAAAUGGCAGGGGCAGCGUCUGUAUUCUACCUCAGGUCCUCAGAAUAGCUGUAUUGAAGAGAGUGAGCCAGAAACGAUAUCUGUCACAUUCGUCCUUAAAGAUGGAGAGGAACAGCAAAUUAGUGUUCCCAUUGGAAUGUCUAUGUUAGAAGCUGCUCAUCUAAAUGAUAUAGAACUUGAAGGAGCAUGUGAAGGUUCAUUAGCUUGUUCAACUUGUCAUCUUAUUGUGAUGGAUAUGGGCUACUACAAUAAACUAGAAGAACCAGUGGAUGAGGAGAACGACAUGUUGGAUCUGGCGUUCGGGCUUACAGAAACGUCUCGUCUGGGAUGUCAAGUAAUUGCAAAACCUGAACUUGAUGGAAUUCGUUUAGCCAUUCCUUCAGCUACCAGAAACUUUGCUGUUGAUGGCUAUACUCCAAAACCACACUAAGCAUUUUGCCACAAUGAGAGAGGAUCAAUCAAGGUUUUAACCCAUUAGUUUUGCCUCAUGAGAUAAUUUAUCUCUGCUUUCAUGGUUCAAAGUAUGUUAGAAACUGUUCUGAGAAUUGGUUAAAUUUAUCUUCUAUUCUUUUUGAAAAUGCAUCUGAUAUGUGAUAAUCAAAUUCCAUAAAGAAAAAAGAGACAUUUACAACUUUUAUCAAGCUUUUAAGUUCACUUUA
Messenger RNA from Cucurbita moschata (crookneck pumpkin), 1134 nucleotides. Its product is annotated as 2Fe-2S ferredoxin-like. The record is from RefSeq and is a predicted model, not a curated record. Gene Ontology annotation, molecular function: 2 iron, 2 sulfur cluster binding. Gene Ontology annotation, cellular component: mitochondrion. Gene Ontology annotation, biological process: P450-containing electron transport chain. Lineage: Eukaryota; Viridiplantae; Streptophyta; Magnoliopsida; Cucurbitales; Cucurbitaceae. The transcript is spliced from 8 exons. Bases 318 to 905 code for a protein of 195 amino acids.